Molecule: messenger RNA, 801 nt
Organism: Solanum tuberosum (potato)
Lineage: Eukaryota; Viridiplantae; Streptophyta; Magnoliopsida; Solanales; Solanaceae
Product: probable inositol transporter 2
Exons: 3
Coding region: 1-801 (266 amino acids)
Biological process (GO): transmembrane transport
Cellular component (GO): membrane
Molecular function (GO): carbohydrate transmembrane transporter activity
Source: RefSeq, a predicted model, not a curated record
AUGACAUUGCCGAAACAUCAUCAAGAUGAGUUUGGUGAACCAAAGCUUCAAGAUAUAAGGCACCAACUUGAUACUUUCAUAAUACACAUGCGUUGUGGUGAUCCUAUAUUUUCUGAUUUGAAACAAAUAAGUGAUUUGGCAGAAGCACUAGUUAAUGCAAAUCUCAUAGCUGGUUACUACACAUGGUUCAUUGGUGGAUUUUCCUCUAUUGCUUCUCUUUUGUCUAGACUAACUCAGAAGAAGUCUGCGUCUCAGGAACAAUGGUUUCUUGAUUCGGGUGCUUCUGACCAUAUUUCUGGAAACAAAAACACUUUCUAUAUUCUUACUUUCCCUUCUACCCUCUCUACUAUUACUUUGGCGAAUGGAUUAAAGAAGAUUGUUAAAGCUAUAGUAUUUCUACUAUUAGUUUUGCUUAAUGAGACACCACAAUUUCUCAUUAAGCAAGGCCGAGUGGAGGAGGCGAAAGUAGUCCUGAAGAGGAUACAAAAAUUUGGAGCUGAAGAAGAGCUUCAACAAUUAGCUUACCUAAUUGAAAAUGAAGACAGGGAGCCUUGGCAGAAGCUGCUACACUCACCAGUUUUGGUGAUUAAUGUAGCGACACAAAUUUUCCAGCGACUCUUAGCCUUAUACUCCAACAUGUUUUUGGGCCCUCUAUUCUUACAUUUCAUAGCAUUUAAGUACCAUACCUCAUUUCUAGCUUCGUUCCUUGGUGGUGCAAUUCGAGUUGGAGUUCCUGGACUUGCAGUUUUUAGUUAUAGAUUCUUUGGGCGACGAAGAACUCUACUUUUAGCAUGUGCAUGA